Messenger RNA from Plasmodium gonderi, 4278 nucleotides. RefSeq lists its product as hypothetical. Lineage: Eukaryota; Apicomplexa; Aconoidasida; Haemosporida; Plasmodiidae. The record is from RefSeq and is a predicted model, not a curated record. Bases 1 to 4278 code for a protein of 1425 amino acids. The transcript is spliced from 4 exons.
AUGGUGAAAUAUGACGAUAUUACACACACUCUUCUUAUAGAUAAAAUAAAAAUACAGUAUGACUCUAACAGUCAAUGGAACAAGUUUUUUAAAUAUAGUUUGAGAAACCCGCACUCGUUUAUCUACCCUGACAGAACUCAUUUUGUUCAAAAUGCGGAUUUCGACUAUUUUAAUAGUACCUUCCAGUCAAAGGGAUAUAAACUUAAAAAUGUGGACACGGUGAAUGAAGAUUACAAAGAGGAAAAUGGAAAAGAAAGAUAUCUGCUUGAGGUGGAAAAGUAUGAUGAGAAAAACUUGAACCAAGAUGAAGAGACAGUAAACAGAAAAAUCGUAUAUUUGUUAAAAGAAUGCAUGUACUACUUUAUGAGCUUUAAUGAAAAAGAUGGACAAAUACUAGAUGAUAAAUCAUCAAAACAUAGAAAUAAAAAAGAUAUUAAAGAGAGCAGUGAAUAUGAACUUUUCAAAAGCUUAAAUGAUUGCAUUGUGCAACUGCACGAUUCCAAAAUUAAAAAACAUCAAGCACUUAUUAUGACAAAUGAAUUUUGUGGUCUUUUUACCCCUACCCAUGUCAAAUUAACGAAAUAUUCAGAUGGAUUUUUAAGUUUUUUAAAAGAAAAUAACAUUAAAUAUUUAGACUUAUUUUAUGAAGAAAUCAAAAAUAAUGAAAUUUACAAAAAGAAAAAAGAGCAUUAUGAUUUCUUGAAAAAUUCUUCCUUCGUCCCAUUAACAAAAGGAGAAAUCUCUUUAGCGAAUAAAAACAAAAAAUCUCUAAAAACUGUCUCCACUGCUGCAACUGCCCCGAUGAAUUCCCAUAGGAUUACCACGACACUUACUAUGAAGGGAACCAACACUAAGCAGAAGAAUGUCAAAGAGAGUUGUUCGCAAGAGGAAAAGUCGACACGCACAAAUGAUGUUGACAAUAUUCCAUCAGGUGCAAUACUAGUAAAAAAGGAUUCACCAUGUACAAAAAGGGGCCACAAUAAUUAUGAAAAUGUUGAUAAUUGUACUAAUGAAAAUGAUGAUAAUAGUAAUAAUAAAAAUGGUAAUAUUAGUAAUAAUAAAAAUGAUGAUAAUAGUAAUAAUAAAAAUGGUAAUAUUAGUAAUAAUGAUAAUGCCUCUAACGAGGAUGCUUCUACUAAUGGUGGCAAUGAUCAUCUAAAGGAGGAUGGGGGGAAAAGGGUAAAGAAAAGAAAAAUAGAUGAGUGUUCAGAAAAUGAAGGACAUAGUACGAGUCUUAAAAUGGACUCACUGAUGAAGGUUGGCAGUGACGGGACAGGUAAUAAUACCUGCACAGAGUAUGGGGAGGGAAAGAAAAACAGCAAUAGGAUGAAGAACGGUGAAGUGGAAAAGUGGACUGUGAAGAAACGUCGAAGCAGCAAUGAGUCUAAUCAAAAGAGGAAGAAAAAAAAAAAAAAGAGGAAUGAAGGAGAAGAAGAUGAAAAAGAAAGAGAUGGGAAGAAGAUAAAAAUGAAAAAGAAAAAGAAAAAAGUGAACGAUAAUAAGAGUGCAAAAGAAAAGUACGUAGAAGUGGACAAGGAAGAAGAGCAACUACAAUUGAUCCUUUAUGAAAAUGAAGAUAUUUGCAAUUAUUUGAACAUAAAAAGUGAAGAGAGAGAAUUGAAGAAAACAGAUUAUUAUACUAACAAUUAUGUAGGAAAUAAAAAAGAAAAUAUGAUUACAAAAAAUGCCAAAAUUUUCCACAUGUUGAAUAAAAGGGUUGCCUCGGAAGAAUAUAUAUACAACGAAAUAAAAGGAGAUUUUAUGAAAGAAAUAAAUUUGCCAAAUAAUUAUAACUAUGAUGUAAAUGCAAUAGAAAUAUGUAAAAUGGAUGUUAAGAAUUUUUAUCGAUGUGUAAUAAAACAUAUAAACAAAAAAAAAGAAAAAAUGAAAAUUUACUACAUAAUUAGUAACUUUUUAUUUUUUUUUUCAAAAAUGUAUAAAAAUAUGAUAAAUUUUGAUGACAAUGUACAUAAAGAUAUAAAUCGAAAUUUUGAUUACAAAAGUUUAAUUAUACAAGGAAAUAUGUUACCUCACAAUUUUUUUCUACUAUUGAAAGCAUUACAUUUAAUGAGUGUAUAUGAUAUUAUUAAAAAUUUUUACGUCUCUGUUGAAUAUGAUGAAAGAAAAAAUAAAUGUUUGCAUUUUUUAAACAUAACAGAGAAUAAAUUUUAUGAAAAUUUUAAAAAAUUCGAAAAAAACAUAAAGUCUAAUUUUUCAUAUGUUCAUAAGUUCUUACACAAUAUGAUUCCAAUACAUAAAUUCUUAAUAGCAAAGGGAAAAUUAUAUAAAAAUUCAGAAAAUACCACUUUUUCCUUUAAGAACGAAGAUCUUUUGCAGUUAACUUAUAACAAUUCAAUGUAUGAUAAUAGAGGUGGUUACGCAGGCGGAGCUUUGGUACUUUAUGAAGAGAAGAAUGAUAAUGAGACUAAUACAACUAAUGUGGGAAAUCAUUUCGAUCAGAAAAAUUUCAAUAGAGAUGAUAAUUAUAACAAUAUUGGCAACAGCAGUUUGAAUAAUCCAUACACAUCAUCUUUUCUCUAUUUCAUAUACGACUCAAGGAGUAUGCAUAAUAAAGCACUGGAUUCUAAUUUGAAGAAAGUGUAUAAAAUAAUUGAAGAAAAAGAAAUGCACAAAAUUCUAAACGAAUUGGCAGACCUGAAUGAUAACUUUACGAAAAAUUUACUGAAAGAGUAUAGACUUCUAUUCCUUGUAGAAUCCUAUGAAAAAAAUAACCUCUUCCAAAAUGUUCUAUUUAAUUCGCUCUUGUAUGACACCUAUAUUUCUCUAAUUUUUAUUUAUUAUGUAAAUAAUUACGUGCACAAAUAUGAACCCUUCACGCACAACCCGCUUUUCAAACCAUCCUAUUUCUACAUGCUCGUGAACCAAAUCAAGAAAAAAAAAAGGGACGCAGAAAUGAAAACCCAAAAAUGUAAAGACCACCAGCAUACUGUGGAUAAAAUGUGCAACAAUUUUUUUAAAAGUUCCCUGAACAGUAUUCUCAAUUCGACGCUCACCAAAGGGGAGGAACUAGCAGAAGCGGAAGAAGCGGUAGAAGUGGUAAAAGCGGUAGAAGUGGAAGAAGCGGUAGAAGUGGAAGAAGUGGAAGAAGUGGAAGAAGCGGUAGAAGCGGUAGAAGCGGUAGAAGCGGUAGAAGCGGUAGAAGCGGUAGAAGCGGUAGAAGCGGUAGAAGUGACAGUGGUAAGCACUACGAAAGGAAAGAAAUGGCAAGGGAGAAAGGAACCAGAUGAGCACAGGGAGGAAGAAAAUUCCCCCCACAGUGAUUAUCCGGAACAAAAUAACAUAAUUAUAAACGAAAAAGUGAUAAGGAAAAGGGAACCGAAUGACGUAAUCACUUGUAUAUUUGUUUUUAUCAACUUUAAUCAUAACAACCCUAGUGAAGAAGAAAAAAAAGUGCGCGAAUUAAUUCUACACGUUUUGAAAAAUAAAGAAGUAGAAAAUUCAAACGAACAAAUCAAGUAUGUAUUCAAAUAUAGAAAUAAUAUCAAUGAUGCAACAACAUUAAGCGAAAUACAAGUGCGAAAGUUUGAUUUUUCCAAAAUAUUUAUAUUCGGAAUUGUAUUAAAUAAUGAUAUAUCCAACACGAACUUGCAAGAGGAGAUACAUCACCUGUACAAUUUGAACACUACCCUACACAACAAAUACCAUUUACGUAACUUUCAAAUCGAGACCAGAAUUUUUACAUUUUAUUGGAUAUAUGAAGUUCAUGUGUACGGAUCCAUAUUCCUCAAGAGUAAAGAAUCCAUUCACAUGAUCACGCAGGUUGAAGGGUGCUAUCGAUUACCUUACUCUGUUGAGUGGAAAAGCCACUACCUAUGGGGAUAUUAUUUAUACAUAAUUCAAGACAACAUUGAUAGUAAAUAUUCAGAAGAAAAAAUUUGGAAAUUACGACAAGAGGAGGGAGUGAAUGUACGUCUAUGCAGUGAAGAGUUUGACGUUAAAAUUGUCGAAGAGGAUAUAAAGGAAGUUCUUAGUAUUCACAACUUAGAAUUAAAUGAUUUAAAAUACAUGAACAAAACCAUAUUUAUGAACAUAAUUUUUUUAAUUGAAAAUGGACAUUUAACAUACUUUAAUUUUCUGAAUACCGACAAUAUUCAGAUAAAUCAAAGAAACAAUUAUAUAUUUAUAAAAAUUUUUAAAUCCAAAGUGACAUUCCCUUCCUUUAGUUUUAUCACUCCUCUAUUGAAUGACUCUUGGCUUACUGACGUUCUCCACAAGCAAAGGCUCCUUCCAUUUGCAGAUUACUUUUACAAGUUCUGA